Schistosoma rodhaini is the source of this 1751-nucleotide messenger RNA. The record is from the annotation of a GenBank genome assembly. NCBI's taxonomy places the organism in Eukaryota, Metazoa, Platyhelminthes, Trematoda, Strigeidida, Schistosomatidae.
UGUUACGAUUAUGGUGGAUGAGGUAAUUUCUUGUACAUAGGUAGUUGUAGAUGCUUGUAAACGUCCUAAAUGUUUUUGCACAAAAAUGCACUGUUCCGCAAAGUUUUCGGAUCUGUACCUUACUUGGGAUCUAUCAAUCUUAGUAGCGCCAUACGUUUUAGAGGAUUUCUAUUAGAGAUGUUUGAGGCAUGAUUAAGUAACAUUUGUGUCACAAAUAACAAUGCUUCCAAACUAAGGAAAGUCAUGCUAAACUGCCAGGCUACGCCGAGACAGAAAUUGUCUUUAAUGUAGCAUACUUCAUUGCCCAAACUAUCAAUAAAGGCGAACAAAAGGAAAAAUGCAUUGAAAAACAAUGAGAAAACGCUCCAAAAUGUCUUCUUUUUCUCCUGUCCGGGAAACAAUGCGGAUUUUCUCCUUUAUGUCGCUCUGUGUUUUAAAUGUCGCUGAAUUGUCUACUUUUCGCCCAAAUAGACGCAAGACUCGUGAAUCCUGCUCUCUUGACCACACUGCGUGACUGAACUUUUAAUAUUCGCUGACUUAUUUCAACGAGUAGCUUAUUACAACAGACGUACAGGUUUUCAAGGCCGCCAGUGAUGAAACUGAAGGAAAGGUCGCUGAAAGGAUUUGGAGCUCUGAGGAAAAAUCCUGAUUCCGAUGAUUAUGAGUCCUUACCCAGUACUAGUCCACUGCCACAACACAUGUUUGCAGGUGCAUGUGCAGGUAUAAUGGAACAUAUUGUCAUGUAUCCUGUCGACUGUGUUAAAACUCGAAUGCAGUGUCUAAGGCCUGUUGGUAGUUCUAAUUACCCAGGUUUACUAACUGGUCUGUAUCGUCUAAUCCUUCAGGAAGGAGUAUCAGGGUCGCUAAAAGGUAGUGGUGCAGUGAUCUGGGGUGCUGGUCCGGCACAUGCCGCUUACUUUGGAUGCUAUGAAAAAAUGAAGUCAACCUUAGCUAUAGCCCCCAUAGGAUCGACCCAUAUAAAUCACAUGAUAGCUGGGACUUGUGCAACUUUACUACACGAUGCUAUUAUGACUCCUGCAGAUGCUGUAAAGCAACGUCUGCAACUUUACAAUAGUCCUUACCACAACACUUUUGAUUGUCUCCGUCGAGUGUGUUUAACAGAAGGACUCGGUGUAUUGUACAGAGCUUAUUUUACACAGUUAUCCAUGAAUAUACCUUAUCAGACAAUUCAUUUUGUUUGUUAUGAGCAUGCUCAGAGUUUAAUAAAUCCAAAUCGUCAGUAUCUACCAUGGACUCAUGUUGUAUCCGGAGGUAUAGCUGGUUGUUUUGCUGCUGCUUUCACAAACCCGUUAGAUGUUUGUAAAACUCUACUAAAUACACAGGAUCGGUGUGUUCAAAAAAAUAUAUGUUUUGGUCACUUCACACAGUCAUCUAAACCUGAAUUCCGAGGGUUGUUUGGCACAGCGAUAUAUGUAUACCAAAUGACUGGUUUAAGAGGAUUCACUAGAGGUAUAAGUGCUCGAAUCCUAACAGCUGUUCCCGGCACUGCUUUAUCCUGGUCAGUUUAUGAAUAUUUCAAAUGGCGGUUAAAAGCACCAACAAAACCUUUAGGAUCUGAUUUUGGCGAGACUAGUGGUGGUAACAGUGUUCAUAAUAUUGAAAUUUUACCCAUGGAAAAAUUGUGUGUAACUGCCAGUUCCAAAUGGAUUCCUGAUUCCACUGGUUUGACAUACACAACAACAGUUAAUACUACAAAUGGACGAUCAAAUGUACAGGAGAAUACUAGAUAA